Musa acuminata AAA Group (dessert banana) is the source of this 841-nucleotide messenger RNA. Its product is annotated as probable calcium-binding protein CML18. The transcript has a single exon. Lineage: Eukaryota; Viridiplantae; Streptophyta; Magnoliopsida; Zingiberales; Musaceae. Gene Ontology annotation, molecular function: calcium ion binding. The coding region runs from base 76 to 609 and encodes 177 amino acids. The record is from RefSeq and is a predicted model, not a curated record.
GUUCCCUCUUAUAAAGGAAAAACCGAAUCCUUUGGUCGCUGCUUCACACACUUACAUUAAUCCUCCCCCGUUUCAAUGGCGAAAUCACAGAUCUCGUCGUCGUCUUCCACGCCCUCGCGCUCGUCUUCCGUCGGGUUGCACCGGAUGGACGAGCUCGAAAAGGUCUUCGCCCGCUUCGAUGCCGACGGCGAUGGCAGAAUCUCCGCCUCCGAGCUCGCCGCCGUCCUCCGAGCCCUCGGAUCCGACCCCUCUCCUGAUGAGAUCCGCGACAUGAUCGCCGAGAUGGACGCCGACCGCGAUGGCUUCGUUGAUCUCCAGGAGUUCGCCGCCUUCCACCGCUGCGGCGUUGGCCGCGGUGGCGCGGAGGCGGAGCUUAAGGACGCGUUCCGGAUGUAUGAUCUCGACAGCGACGGGCUGAUCUCGGUGGACGAGCUCCUCCGGGUCAUGAGGAGCCUGGGGGAGAAGUGCACCCUGGAGGACUGUGCGCGGAUGAUCAGGUCGGUCGACUCGGACGGCGACGGCAGCGUCAGCUUCGAGGAGUUCAAAACUAUGAUGACCGGCGGUUGUGGUGGUCUCGGUAGCAGCGGGAGGAAGCCGGCCGCAGCAUAAGAACGUGUCGUUGAGAUUAAAUUGGUAAAAGUGUGCUGAUAAUAUGUCAACAAAGUUUUCCAAAAAGGUAUUAGGAUUUUGUCUUCUCAAAGCUUAUUAUCAGUCAAAAUUGACUAAUCGCUAAAAUCAAAAGGGAAUGCUUUUUAUUUUCACGAAGAAAGAAAGUUUGAUAGAUGAUCUGUUUUUGUUAAUGUGCACUUCAAGUGUUUGAUAAAUUGAAGUUUCUUUAAUC